AUGGAGGUAACAAGAGUGAGAAACCUGGUCGGUCAGGGGGCAGGGGCGGCCGCGGGCACCGGGAAAGCAGCGCGCCGCGGCCCCUCGCCUCCCUCAGAGCGCUCCGCACCGCCGUCCCUGCCGACCUUCAGCGGGGCCGGGGCCAGGCUCCGACCGCCAGCAGUCGGCUCCUCCGUGCAGUCUCGGGUAGAGAGCCCGGUUCCUGCGCUAGUCGAUUUGUGCGGUAGGAAAGGAGGCUACAGGGGAUCUGUGCUGGGGCGGGAUAGCUGCCUUUCGGGACCCAGUCCUUGCAUCCUGGGAGAUGUAGGUGCUGAUCUGGUUAUUUCUCGGUUUAUGAAGCCAAAAAGGGCUGGAGGGGGCUGAUGAAGUGAAGCCUUUCGCUGUUACAUUCCGUUAACAGAAA
Messenger RNA from Rhinopithecus roxellana (golden snub-nosed monkey), 403 nucleotides. RefSeq lists its product as uncharacterized. The coding region runs from base 1 to 363 and encodes 120 amino acids. The record is from RefSeq and is a predicted model, not a curated record. NCBI's taxonomy places the organism in Eukaryota, Metazoa, Chordata, Mammalia, Primates, Cercopithecidae. The transcript is spliced from 3 exons.